Prunus avium (sweet cherry) is the source of this 965-nucleotide messenger RNA. RefSeq names its product ADP-ribosylation factor 2. Gene Ontology annotation, molecular function: GTPase activity; GTP binding. The record is from RefSeq and is a predicted model, not a curated record. Lineage: Eukaryota; Viridiplantae; Streptophyta; Magnoliopsida; Rosales; Rosaceae.
UGAUCUAUAAAUACAGAUAGUGUGAAUCGUAGCGUGCGUAUCGCUGUGAAGGACAGCUCCUCUUCAUCUUCUUCUUCGACACACACAUACACACAGAGAAAGAGAAAGAGAAGCGUAGAUCUAUUUGUUGCUUCAAGCUCGCGCUCUUCCUCAGGUGAAAAAUGGGGCUGUCUUUCACUAAGCUCUUCAGUCGGCUCUUCGCCAAGAAAGAGAUGCGUAUUCUGAUGGUGGGUCUCGAUGCGGCUGGUAAGACCACCAUUCUCUACAAGCUCAAGCUCGGAGAGAUCGUCACCACCAUUCCCACCAUUGGAUUCAAUGUGGAGACUGUGGAAUACAAGAACAUCAGCUUUACUGUCUGGGAUGUUGGGGGUCAGGACAAGAUCCGACCUUUGUGGAGGCAUUACUUCCAAAACACACAAGGACUUAUCUUUGUGGUUGAUAGUAAUGAUCGUGACCGUGUCGUUGAAGCCAGGGAUGAGCUGCACAGGAUGUUGAAUGAGGAUGAGUUGAGGGAGGCUGUCCUGCUUGUAUUUGCAAAUAAGCAAGAUCUUCCAAAUGCCAUGAAUGCUGCUGAAAUUACUGAUAAGCUUGGCCUUCACUCGCUCCGUCAACGCCACUGGUAUAUCCAGAGUACAUGUGCCACCUCUGGUGAAGGACUGUACGAGGGACUUGACUGGCUCUCAAACAAUAUUGCAAACAAGGCAUAGAUGGCUUGACUUGAAUUUUGUGCGGUGACGACUGCUGUAAUACGAAGCUGGACAUUGAUCCUUGGUGCUUUGCAUUUGCUACCGUUUUAAGUACCUUAUUUUACCGUGUUUGUGUUUUCUUUUGCAAACAGUGCCUUGUUUUACCUGUAGUCUAAGAAUAAUUCGUAAGUUGUCAAUUUUUCUCACGGUAUUAACUCAAUAGCAUUGUUUCCCCGAUUGUUUUGUGUAAUGAAAUAGCUGCCAUUUAUUUUACUACCA